Messenger RNA from Perognathus longimembris pacificus (Pacific pocket mouse), 1026 nucleotides. Its product is annotated as 5-hydroxytryptamine receptor 5B-like. The record is from RefSeq and is a predicted model, not a curated record. Gene Ontology annotation, cellular component: membrane. Gene Ontology annotation, molecular function: G protein-coupled serotonin receptor activity. Lineage: Eukaryota; Metazoa; Chordata; Mammalia; Rodentia; Heteromyidae. Gene Ontology annotation, biological process: adenylate cyclase-activating adrenergic receptor signaling pathway.
AUGGAACUCCAAACUCUGCAGAGCCUCCAGCUGGCAUGGUCUGCCCUGGGAUAUAUGACCUGUUUGUCCCCGGUCCUUGCAGCAAAUGCAGAAGACAUGAGAUACCUGGGUCAGAGGCAAGGGUCUGUUAUGGUCAAAAGGUGUAGCCAGUGCUUCCUGUUUGACUUCAUCCGCAGGCUUCCUAAGGCCCGAGGGUCCAUGCUGGAAUCUGCCCAGCAGCAGGCUGCAUCUUGGGAGGAGAGCACCAAGCACACAUUAACAGUGGACUUUCCCAUCCCCCAGCAGGGGGCCACGCGGGUCGUGGGGUGGAGCCUGGGUGAAGCUGUCCUCCCUGGCUGGGAGCCCCCAUUCUCUGUCUUCACCAUGCUGGUGGUAACGCUGCUGGCACUGCUGAUCGCUGCCACUUUCUUGUGGAAUCUGCUGGUACUGGUCACCAUCCUGCGUGUCUGCACCUUCCAUCGUGUGCCCCACAACCUCCUGGGCUUGACGGCCAUCUCGGACGCGAUAGUGGCAGCCAUGGUGAUGCCACUGAGUAUGGUGAGCGAUCUGUCGGCGGGGAGGCGGUGGCGUCUGGGCCGAAGCCUGUGUCACAUGUGGAUCUCUCUCGACAUGCUGUGCUGCACCGCCAGCAUCUGGAACAUGGUGGCCAUCGCCCUGGACCGGUACUGGACCAUCACGCCCCACCUGCAGUACUCGCUGCGAGCCUGCUCCUGCUACCGCGCCUUGACGCUCAUGAUCGCGCUCACCUGGGCCCUGGUGGCGCUCAUCGCCGCCCCACUGCUCUUCGGCUGGGGCAAGGUGUACGACUUGGGGCUCCAGCGGUGCCAGGUGAGCCAGGAACCCUUAGACGCCGUCUUCUCCACCUGUGGCAACCUUUACCUGCAGCUUGGCAUCGUGUUGUUCGUCUACUGGAAGACCUCCAAGGCGGCCAAAGUUUGUUGUUUCGGUCGCCUCUGCAGACGGGCUGUGCUGCCAUUGCCCGCCACCGUGCAGGACUGUGAUUGGCUAGAAUUAGACUUGGUCUAG